AUGAAAUUAAAAAUUAUUUUUGCUCUUUUCAAAAUAAUUAUUUUUAAAAAUAUGUUCAAUUUGUUUGAUAAUACAAUUAUUAUAUCUACAAAUUCUUAUAAAGAAGUGAAAAAUAAAUUACCAAAUAAAAUAAACUCAGUGAUACUUCAAAAUAAUCCAGAUAAUUUAUUUUCUAUAAAUCAUUCAGAUAUUUCAUUUCAAAAAAAAAAUUUUAAGUCAUUUUUGGAAUUAAAUGUAAAACAUUACAAUAGAACAGAUGAAGACGAUGAUGAAUCUGAUGAUGAGGGUGAUGAAAAUUCCCUUUCAUCUACAGACUCAUACAGCAAUGACAAUAAUGAUGAUAAUGAUGAAAAUGAAAAUCUUUUUACUAGGACAAACAAAAGGUUUUCAAAAUAUAAUUUUUUAAGAAAUUUGAAAAAACACAACUACAAUCAAGAGGAUAACUCAAAAAUGGACGAAAAUGACGAUAAUAAUGAACAUGAAAAGAAAAAGAAAAAGAAACAUGGACAUCAUAAGAACAUCCCCCAAGGAAUCAUCUCAAAUAAUGGAGGAAUGAACAAUAAUGGAGGAAUGAACAGUAAUGGGGGCAUGAACAAUAAUGUAGGAAUGAACAAUAAUGGAGGAAUGAACAAUAAUGGAGGAAUGAACAAUAAUGGAGGAAUGAACAAUAAUCAGAAUAUAUACAACAAUACGGGGGUAAACAAUAAUGGAAAUAUAAACAAUAACAAUAGUAACAAUAUAAAUAGUAAUAUCGGUAUGAAUAACAGUAACAGUAUGAAUAGCAAUGUAAAUGCUAAUAAUGUUAAUAGCAACAAUAACUUGGGCACGACAGCCGCUGUUAUUGCAGGGGCUGUUAACAACGGAAAUAAUGCAAAUAUUGUAAAUAAUACAAAUGAUGCAAAUAGCGCAAGUAUUGCAAGUACCGCAAGUAUUGCAAAUAACACAAAUACUGCAAAUAACACAAAUGCUGCAAAUAACACAAAUUCUGCAAAUAACACAAAUACUGCAAAUAACACAAAUACUGCAAAUAACACAAAUACUGCAAAUAACACAAAUACUGCAAAUAUUCCAAAUGGAAAUACCGCAAUAGGUGGUGUUACUCCUGUUCCUGUAGAGAAUAAUAGUACAUCCGUCUUUUUAAAAUUAAUGGAAAAUAAUAAUAUAUUUAACACAAGUGAAAUGAUAUGUACUUCAAUUAAAUGCAAUAGUUUAACUAAUGACGCAAACGGAAAAAUUCCUCUAACAGAUUGCACAAACAUAACAUACUGCGGAAACUGCGCAAUUUCCACGAGUCCCAAAGAUCAGUGUAGCACCAUGAAAAAUUUAAACACAGAAAACAUGCUUGUGUCAUCAGGUUUUGUCGACCCCACAAAUCUUAUAAAUAAAAAUAAUUUAAUAAAUAUCCCGUUCCUCUGGGACAAGCCUUUGUUUGACUUCUCUAAAUGCUUGCCUGAUAUAAAUAAAUACAAAUUGGCAUCAAAGAAUUUGCAAAAUAAAGAUAAAACUGAGCUGUACAAGCACUUAUUCAGGUUGGCUAAUCUUUAUGUUUAUAUGACGAAAAUUGUAGAAGACAACAACGUUAAUGGGUUGAGUAUAUCUGUUAAUGUAAACAACAUUAACAUCGCAUCACUAAAACAAAAUGAACAGUUAGCAAAUGAAACGAAUUCCCCAUUAACAUGCCCCUUGAACGUAGCUAAUGUAAAAGCAUUUAAUAUGCACCCAACACAAUCCCUUGCCUUCUACCAGCGUCUUUUUAUUCCGGAAAACAAUAACAUAAUAGAUAGUAAAAAUCUAAGUGUUCAAAUAACAAGUGAGCAAGGUUACAACGUAGGAAAUUAUUUUUUUUAUGCAAAAAUUGAUUGUCCUAAAACAGAUCCUCUUGUAGAAAAUGAAUUGAAACCUGCACAAACAACUCAAAUUAAUUUACUACAAAAUAUUGAAAACAGUCAACAAACGAACGAAAGUAACAAACAAAAUACACAAAAUAUUAGCAGUACCGCAAAUAAAGUUGGAACUUUUCAAUCAUUAAAAAAUAGUACUGCUCGAAAUGAUUUUAAAGCAAGAGGAAAUUCUUUUAAAAAUACACAAAAUUCUUUUCUAUUUUUCUUAUCCAUAAUUAUAUAUUUUGCUUUUGUAAGUUAG
Plasmodium malariae is the source of this 2142-nucleotide messenger RNA. Its product is annotated as conserved Plasmodium protein, unknown function. The coding region runs from base 1 to 2142 and encodes 713 amino acids. The record is from RefSeq and is a predicted model, not a curated record. NCBI's taxonomy places the organism in Eukaryota, Apicomplexa, Aconoidasida, Haemosporida, Plasmodiidae. The transcript has 5 exons.